GGGCCCAUUGCUGCCCGUCAUGCUGCGCCAGUUCCAGGAUGCACGUUUUGUUCUUCUACCCAAUGACGCCUUUAUCGUCGCUGUGGUGCGUUGUUGAUGCUUGCUAUCGCGUCAUGCGGCCCCCAAGCCCCAUCCACAGCCGCGGUCGCUCUGUGCCCGACGCCUCUUGCUCAGUGGCACAGCAUCUUCACCAACAGCCCAGGGUUUAUACCAGAUACCCUUGUCGUCGACGAGUAUGAGCAUUUCUUCUCCUUUGCUCCGCAGCAAAAGUCAGGAUAUGUCCGGAUCGGGCAGCCAGUGAUCUUCAUUGCAUCAUUCUCCUUGUUUACCUCCCGAAGCGACGGGAGAUCGUCAUUGCAAAGAAGAUCUCCUGCAAGGGGCGUUGGGAAACAUACAUUCUUGGCUCUUACGGAUCGACCGUAAAUGUCUGCCUCGGAACAGGCGCCAGACGCUCUACCAAGUGUCCAAUCCAAGCUCUGCGUCUUAGUCUGAAGCCUCCAAAGUGGCUUUCCUGGUGGCUUUCGCCGACCCAUGUUAUACGAAUAUGCUUUUCCGAGAGACUUUCCUGGACGUCUCCACCUGCUUACCACUGCACAACCAAAACACCUCUGCAAGGUUCAUGACGAUACUAAGGAAACAUGCUACGGAUGCGUCUCCCAAGCAAAAGGCGACAUGGACUAAGUCAUACCAACGGUAAGUCGGCGCCGAUGCUCAAGACCAGAAAGACAUCGCGAAGCUUCCCCUGGCACGGCAGCCCCAUUCGGGGUCGUGUACACACCACUUUAUAGUCGUGUAUCCCUUCCCUUCUGGCCCUUGCUCAGCUAGUUGCUGGGAUUGUGUGACGACCGGGCCUUCUAUCCUCAUUGCUUAUGUGCUUUCUUUUUCACGAGGUGCACCAUUCGCCAUACUGCCCAUCAUGACUCCCCAAAAUAUUAUGAAUACCCUGAGGUUAAGCAUUCCCUCCACUACAACGACAGACCACGACCACAAGAGUGGAAGUCCUAUCGAUAUGGAGAAAGCUCCCCCUUCAAAGGUACCACCUCCUGGACCUCCUGGACCUCCUGGACCUCCAGGCGGCUGGCUCUUCGCGCGCAUGUCACGACAACAAGAGAUUCUUUUCAAUAUAAUGGUCGCGUUCCUUCAACUUAUUCCCCAAUCAACCUUGACGACAGUUUUCCCGGUCAGCCGCGACCUCGCACAGUCUUUCACCAUAACAAACCCUUCGGUACUGCCGUGGCUAGUCGCCGCGUACGCGUUGUCCUUUGGAACUUUCAUCCUGAUCGGAGGACGACUCGGUGACAUCUUUGGAUAUAAGACCAUGGUCGUGAUUGGAUAUUGCUUCCUCAGCCUGUGGAGUGUUGUGGCCGGGUUAAGUCACUAUGUUGGCUAUGAAUUGUUCUUCGUGGCCAGGGGAUUCCAAGGGCUCGGCGCAAGUCUAAUGGUACCAAACGGCCUAGCCCUCCUAGGCCGAACCUAUCCUCCAGGAUCGAAAAAGAAAAUCCUCUCCUUCACUCUUUUCGGUCUAUGUGCGCCGGUUGGAGCCUACCUGGGGAUGAUCUUUGGAGCCUUGUUCACCAAAUUUGCAACCUGGUGGUGGAGCUUCUAUACCCUCGCCGUCGUAUCUUGUUUUCUGGCCGUCGCCGCAUCCGUCAUAUUGGUCGCUCCACCACCAACUCCAAAACAGAUGCUACCGGUCAAGGAGAAGUUGCGGGACAUGGACUGGCUUGGGGCCGUCACAGGGGUUGGCGGUCUGGUUUGUGUCCAAGUCUCACUCGUCUCUGCUCCGGCCUCGGGGUGGAGUACUCAGUACAUUUUCAUGCUGCUUAUCAUUGGCAUCUUGCUCAUUGCCUUUUUUGUCAUCACCGAACUCAAGAUCGCCGAACAACCACUGGUCCCUUUCAAGAUGCUCAGGGCAGAUGUCGGUUUUGUCCUUGGUGCUGUGGCCUGUGGAUGGGCCACAUUUGGAAUCUGGACAUGGUUUCUAUGGAGAUUUCUCCUCGGGAUCAAGCAUGACGCGCCUCUUGAGGCUGCACUGCAAGUUUUGCCAAUCGUGCCUGUCGCGCUGAUAGCCUCAGUGUUGACGGCUUGGAUGAUGCGGAAAUGUCGCCCUUCCUGGACUCUUUUCUGGGCUUUGGUUGCUUUCACAUUUGGACCUCUCCUCCUGGCCGUCGACUCAAAUAUCGACAAGACGAUAUACUGGAGCUGGACCUUUGCCAGCCUCGUUGUCAUGCCUUUUGGCAUGGAUAUGUCUUUUCCAGCAGCCACAUUAAUCAUGUCCAACUUCUUCCCUCCUCAACAACAAGGUGUCGCUGGAAGUCUCAUCAGUACUGUUGUCAACUAUUCCAUCUCGCUCGGUCUUGGUCUUGCCUCUACAGUUGAAGUUCACGUGAACAAUCGUGGCCUUGAUCCUCUCGCUGGCAUUCGCGGUGGCUGGUUCAUGGGUGUCGGCCUCGGUGGCUUGGGAGUUCUCAUCUGCGUCGUCUUCGUCAUCAAGUCUAUUUUUUAUCCGACUCCACAGUUGCCAUCAGGACCUCCAGCACGUUCUAGCCCGGAUGCGGCCAUGCAAAUGACCGCCCCAAGACCUGACAAUGAGCGGAAGACAUCGCAAGCUGCCACCGUUUCAAGUCUAGCAACGACAAUGGUGCCAGAUAGCGCUACCCCUCUGAGCCUCAAGCUCAACGAGAUCGAGCCAUUCAAGUCGUUCAACUUCGAAAACAUCCAAGGGUCGUCGUCCACAUCCACGUCCGCCCUUACCUCACCGCGAUCCCCGUCAUUCAGCACGUCACCUAACCUCCUCUCCAGCUUCCCCACACCGGCAACAUCCAAGCCCAGGGUGAACAUGCUACGUCGGAUAUCAAAGGAGCCUCAAGGGAAACGUCCCGGCAAGGCCAAUGCCGGGGAUUUGCAUUCUCGUUCGAAUUCGCAAACGCUUCUCGCUACUCACACAGCGCAACCCCCUAUAUCUGCGCUCCCGUUGCCAGCAGAACUAGAUCCGGUAUACCGCAUUCGUGGCAGCUUCGAAAGCGAGUCCAGUGGUGAGGGCCGAGCAGAGCGCUGGGAGUCAUCCACCCGCCCAGAUGGCGCUGCUCCAAGGAGACCGAGCCAGCCAUCUGGAUACGGAUAUCCCUAUGGCUCAGGAAAUGGGCUCGCCCUGCGAGACCCUGAUGGGUUCGACUACGACGCGAGACCGGUGGUUCCCAAGGGAAUGAUGGGCGAUAAAUUCUGAUCCCCGAGUUGACAUUUCUUUUUGUUCCUUUUUUCUUUCACGACUCUCUUUAGCUGCAGCUAUGAUAUCGGAAGAGUUUCUAUGGGGCCUUAUCGAUGGCGUCUGGGUAUCAAUGGCGUUAAGCGGUCCAAAACGGCCUUUGGAAUGGCGGAAGGUGUACAAGGAUAGAAAAAGAGGGGUCAAAAAGAUGAGAAUGACACGGAUCUCGGGGAGUCGGGAUAGACGUGAAUGUUGGAGCCUGCAGCAAACAGAUAAUGGUCUACGCUUUCUUCUCUUGAGGCACUUUGCCUCGUCCGACUUACAUAGGGACGGUUUGCAAAACGGCGCACAGAAGGGCUAUGAAAACCCCAAACGCGGGUAUGAAUGGAUGAUAUUAAGCUCCGACUUUCCUAGCACUGCCAAAUGGUAUUCGAGAUCUGACUUGGUUUCGUACUUGAC
Messenger RNA from Cladophialophora immunda, 3664 nucleotides. RefSeq lists its product as uncharacterized. Gene Ontology annotation, biological process: transmembrane transport. The transcript is spliced from 2 exons. Gene Ontology annotation, molecular function: transmembrane transporter activity. The coding region runs from base 917 to 3226 and encodes 769 amino acids. Gene Ontology annotation, cellular component: membrane. Lineage: Eukaryota; Fungi; Ascomycota; Eurotiomycetes; Chaetothyriales; Herpotrichiellaceae. The record is from RefSeq and is a predicted model, not a curated record.